Fusarium coffeatum is the source of this 948-nucleotide messenger RNA. RefSeq lists its product as uncharacterized. The transcript has a single exon. The record is from RefSeq and is a predicted model, not a curated record. Lineage: Eukaryota; Fungi; Ascomycota; Sordariomycetes; Hypocreales; Nectriaceae. Bases 1 to 948 code for a protein of 315 amino acids.
AUGCCUUCCGUCAAGAACAUCGUCUACGCCCUCUUCGUCGCUGCCGACCUCGCAGCUGCUCACAGUGUCAUCACCAACGCCGUUGGCGACGCUGGCGGCUCCGGCAUGGCUCUCGGUGUCGACACCUCCACUCCCCGUGACGGUACCCGCCGCCGUCCUUUCCAGACUGACGCCACCCGCUUCCGUGGCCAAUCUGCCGAGACCGUCGGUGAGACUCUCGCCGGUGGUGACAACAAUGUCGAGCAGGGCACUGUCGACAUCAUGGAGGAGACUGGCGAUCAGCUUCCCCAGGUCAGCCAGGGUGGCAGCAUCGAGAUGACUGUUCACCAGGUCAACUCUGACGGUGCCGGUCCUUAUACCUGCAUGAUCAACUCCGAUGGUACUGGUAACUCUUGGGAGAACAUCCCUGUUACUCAGAAUGUUGAAGGCAACGACCGUGGCCGCAACCGAGAUGGUGAGAUGGGCGACUUCCCUCUCGUCGCCUCCAUUCCUGCUGGACAGGAGUGCACAGGUACCGUCGCUGGUGAGGACAAUGUCUGUCUUGUUCGAUGCCAGAACCCUGCUCGAGCUGGUCCUUUUGGUGGUGUCGUUCCCGUUCAGAUGACCCAGUCUACCGGUGGUAACACCAACAACAACACCGGCAAUGCCAACAGCGGUAACACCAACAACAACGACGACAACACCAACACUGGCAACACUGGCAACAACGCUGGCAACAGCGGUAACACCAACAACAACGACGACAACACCAACACUGGCAACACUGGCAACAACGCUGGCAACACCGGAAACAACAACAACAACGCUGCUGACGAGGAUGAGGAGGAUAACACCACUGGAAACACUGGAAACAACAACAACGCUGGUGAUGAUGAGGAUGAGGAGGACAACACCGCCAACACCCGAGGCAACCGCAACAACCGCCGCGCUCUUCGCUUCGCUGCUUAA